Molecule: messenger RNA, 21889 nt
Organism: Exaiptasia diaphana
Lineage: Eukaryota; Metazoa; Cnidaria; Anthozoa; Actiniaria; Aiptasiidae
Product: titin homolog
Exons: 4
Coding region: 178-21171 (6997 amino acids)
Source: RefSeq, a predicted model, not a curated record
UAUUUACAUAAAUACUUCUCAAAUUCUGGUGGGACUUGAAUAAUUAAUAGCAUCGUUGUAACAACUCAGCGUCUUUAAAACGCUAAAAGAAGCUAAAAAGAAGUUAGUGAUUCCUUUUCAAACUAUCAACUUCUAGAGAGAUUUCAGUUUAAUUUUUGUAAGUUUUUUUGCAUCAACAUGGACGAUUUAGAACCUUCGAUCUAUCAAGAUGAGCUAUCAAAAGCACUGCAAACACUGCAAACUUUGGAGAAAGAAAGAAAGGACAUCGUAUCAGGAUUUAUGAAAGAAAAAGAAAUAACAGAAAAGAUUCAUAAUGAGCAAUUGCAGCAACUGAGACAUAAUUACAAUCAAGAAAUUCAGACGUUGAGAGAAGAAUUUAUUGAUGACAAGGAAAACCUGUUAAGCAAAAUUAAAAAUGAGCAGGUGGAAUACGACGCACUUCAAAGUGAAAAAUCUAGAGAAAACGAAAUAGCGAUUGUCAACAAGUCAGAACAGGAGAUAAAGAAUAUCGAAGAAAGUUUCAGAAAUGAAAAACGGAAACUCCGUGAAGAGUACGAAUCUGUUAUUAAGGAAAAAACGAAUGAAAUUGAAGAACUUUACAACGAAAAUUACAUCCUUCGAACGAAAUCGGACCCUCAAUCGUUCGAAGAUAGAUAUAAAGAAGCCGAGAUUCAAAUAAAUAAGUUGAAAAGUGAAAUAAAUCGUCUGAAAGAAAAUGUAUCCGAUGAAAUACAGAGUUUAAAGGCUGAAUAUGAUUUUGAAAGGUCCGAGAUUGAAAGAAAACACGUCUUAGAAAAAGCGGAAUUCGUUAAAAAUUUAAAUACAAAGUUCGAUAAGCAUCAAGAACAUAAUGUGAUCGAAAAAAACAAGACGUACAAAAAGUACAGGAAUGAGUUGAAAGAGAAAAUUGAAAUAGUGGAACAACUAUGGGAAGAUCGUAGCGCAGAAGAACGACUUAAAAUGAAUAUGCGUUUUGAAAAUGAAAUUUCUGAGCUAAAAGCAAGGUUUGCUCAAGACCUUGAAGAGAAGCUUCUAGAAAGAGAUAGUACUAUCGAAAGCUUAGAAAAUGAGAAGGAUCAUUUGUUGAACGCAAUUCAUGUAGAGAGAUUUGAGCUUGCAAAAUUUUAUAAUAGAGAAUUAUCUCUUCUUAACAGACUGGAUUCAACUAAAGAAGACAUUGAAGUUGCACUUAUAGAUGAAGUUGCAAAGUUACGUGAUGAACAGCAGAGGGUAAUCCGCAACAUGGAAAAAAGACACAAGAGAAAAGUGAACGACUUAAAAAAGAGGCAAAAGCCUUUGGAAGAAAUCUUAGAACAGCACAAGAAUGACUUGGAUGACCUUAAAAGCCAAUAUGAACGAGAGAGGGAGGACUUUGAAGCCCAAUUACGGAAUGAACAGCUUAUUCUCUUAAAAAGUUUUGAGUUUGAAAAGAGUGACAUAGAAAGAUAUUACAAGCAAGUAAUUGAAGAUAGAGAAAAGGAGUUCAAAGAAGAAAUCGAAAAAAUCCAAAAUGAACAUAAAAAGGAGAUAGAACAAAUGGGAACACUCGAAAAAGAAAAUAAUGAGAUAAAGCAGCAGCUUUCUCAUCUGAACGAUAAAAACAACGAAUUGGCUGACAAAAUAGAGAUGUUUGAGAGCCAGAAUGCAAGACUUCAAGAGGAACUUGAAAAAGAAAGUCGAAGUAAAAGGGAACAGCCCGAUAAAACUGAAGAAUCUUCAUCGGAUUUAAAGAGAACUAUCGAAGAGAUAAGCAAGUCAAACAUCGAUCUAGCUAACCAGUUAGAGAAUGAGCAAAAGAAAUGCAAGGAACUUUUACAACGCACCCAUGAGCUUGAAAAAUUACAUCAAGAUUUUUUGAGGAAAAUCGAAAAAGAUGAAAUUCAGGAGACUUCAACUGCUGAAGAAUGCAUGGUUCCUUCAUUCGACGACGAAAAGGGACAAAUGGAUAUUGAUGAUUCGAACAGAUUUGGUGUUGUCCAAAGUAAUGUACAGAAAGAUCAUGAAAAUAAAAUCACCAAUUUACAGGGAAAGACACCAGAAGAAAAGGAAAUAGAACUUCAAGACAAUCUACAAGAAUACCUUCUUGAGCUAAAAGCCUUGCAGGAGACAUUGGAUUCUAAAGACACGGAAAUCAGAGCAUUGAAGGAAGAGAAUGAGAGGGAAAACAAACUACUAAAGAAAACUAUGAAAGACUUUAGGGAUGCCGUUAAUGCAGCACUUGUCGGAGAUGAAGCAGAAGAGACUUUAGAAGUCUUCAAGUCACGCCAUAAGGUGGUAAAAGACCUAAUAAACAGAGAAAUCAAGGAUAUUCAGGGCCUUAAAGAUAAGGAAAGUAACGAGGAGAGAGCUCAUAGUGACAUAGAUACUAAUGCAAACACUUUUAUGGCUAAUGUGAAUGCCCUAGAUGAGAUAAUCAAAGCCUUUGAUGAAAAUAAACAGCAGCGGCUAAGAGAAAGAUUGACAUCACUCAAGGAAGGAAUCCUAAUUUCACAUGAUCUUGAGAUGCUUGAGAGUCAACAAAAGCACGAACAGGAAAAGAAUAAUUAUCUCAAAGAAUUAGCCUACGAGAAAGGAAAAGAACUGAAAUUUUCUGAAAAAGUGUUUGAAACAGUCUGUGAAGAAAUUGGAGUAGAUUCAAACGAAAGGAAGGAUAAACUUAAAGAGAUUUUAGAAACCGACCGUCAAUCAAAGGAUGAAAACAAUUCAAUAGAAAAUCAAUCAAAAGAUUUCGAAAACGAAGAACUAGAGAAGCUCAAAAACGACAAGGAGGAGCUUGAGCUAGCCAUUGUGGAACUCGAAAAGCAUUUCAACAAAGAAAAAGAGAAACUUCUUAAAAAGAUGCAGACACAACAUAAGGAGUUUGUUCUUUCUCCAGAAGCAGAAGUCAUUGAGGCACUGACCAGGGAUAAGGCUAUACUUGAAGAGGCCUUCAACAUUGAGAGAUUUAGCCUCGGUCGUCUUUACUACAUGGAAAUGCAAGAUGAACUCGACGAACUCAUGAAACAAAAGAUGGAAGAGGUAGAGGGUGAAAAAGCUGACAUCAUCUUUAAGUUUAAUGAGGAUAUAGCUGAACUAUUACAAACUAUAGCAGAAAAAGAUGAAAAUGAAGUAGAAUUGAUCAAGGACAAAAAUGCAUUGACAAGAAAGAUGCUAUCGCUAAAGCGAAGAGCAGAUGACGAUGACGUCAAGAAACUUGAAGAAGGCAUGAUCGAUGAUAUGAAAUACGAGGCCGACAAGCUAGAAACAAUUAUACCAUUGAAGAAAGAAAUAGCUGAGCUACAACGAAAGAGGCAGCAAGAACAUGAAUCAAACAAUGAAAAUCUUAAAAAAGCUGUCGAUGUUAUAAAAGGCCUGCUCAGCCAGAAAGCCAAUGCACGUGAAGGUGAAAAACGACGGCACAGUUUUGCCAGCACUGGAAGCCAAUACGAAAGUAUUCUCGACGAACAGCACUUUCCUAGUGGGAGGGAAUCACGUACCUCAUUAAAAGAUUCCACAGUACCACAGUCGAACUAUGGAGAUCAGAAUGCAAGAGAAUUGACACCAAACAGUACCCACAAUCUAACACUGAGCCCCUCAAGACCUAAAUCAGCUCAGUCUUCUGAAUGUACAGAUGAAAUACAUGAAUCCCAAGAUGAAAGUGGCAAUACGUCCACUGGUGUUCCUACUUCUAAUGAACAUGCAGGUCUUAUUAAAGAUAAAAGAGAUCUAUUAGCAGCAUUAGAGACUCUUAUAGACAGUGCGUUUGCAGUAGAGAAAACGUAUGAAUCAGACACUUCAUCAGGAGCGAUUUCUGACUUUGAAUCUGAACCUGCUACACCUAAGCCAGAAAGUGAGGAUGGAGUAACUGACUCAGGAGCAGAAUCAGUUGACAACGAAUGCCUAUCAAUCAAAAAGUCUGAUCUUGAGCUCGCUUUAAACAUGGAAAGAUUUGGCCUUGGAAGAGUAUAUUAUAAUGAAUAUAGAGAGAGUCUGCAAGACGCGUUCAAAAAGUUAGCCAGGGAGAAGGGCAAGAAUGAAAUUUUAGAAAACAAGCUGAACGAGGGUGUUAAAGAUCUCGUGAACAGGACAAGCUUUGGUAAUUUGUCAGCAAUGUCAAUGGAAGCAGAAACACAGACAUGUUCCGACAGUCUUGUUGAACAGAUUUCUACACCAGCAGUAAAGGAAACUCCUACUGGUUUACAGCAAGGUGUAAACAUAGAAGAAAAUUCUAAAAAAUUAGGUAAAGGCGACCUAAAUCCUGAUGAAAGCAUUGAUAAGGUUGUCGAGUCAAAACCGUCUACUGUCGAAGAAGAUAUCCUUACGUCUAAGUCGCAUGAAAUGGAAAACACACAACAUGCUGAGACGCAGACAGAUUUUUAUGUAGAGUCUCCUAACGUUCAAAAGACUGAGAGAGCAGAAGCCCCUAAAAUUGAAAAACCAUUCGUGGAAGAUAUUCAAGAGGCUCGUAUACGUGCCGCAGAGAGCGCUCCGUGGCUAGGAUCAGGCAUUGGUGAUCUUUUUGAAGGUGAACCAGAAAAUCAGUCUGGUAAAAAAAGAGAGAAUCAUGAAGAGAUAAACGAUGGACAACAACAAGACAAUGUAAAAGAUAAGGACGAAGACAUAUACGAGCAGGAAAAAGAAAUAGGCGAUGACAAAAACUUGAGCAAAUUGAGAGUCAAAGAAAAAGGCGAUGACGAAUAUGAAAUUGAGAAAGAGAACCGACGUGCGGACGCGGAACGUCAAGAAAAAGACAAAGAUUUAGAUAAAGGCGAAAAAGAAAAGGAUAUAAACAAAGACCAAGAAAAACUUGGCACGAAUGACGAAAAUACAGAAGAGGAAUUAUUUUCACCUAAAGACGAAAGCGCAAAAAAAGAUGAAAAUGCUGAUGAGUCAAACAGUACAUCAGUCAUUUCCAAAGCAAAGGAGAUUCCUAGGAAAGAUGUUGACGACGAAUACAUAAAGGAUGAAUUAUCUUCGCAAAAAGAAGAUGACGUUUAUGACGAAGAAAGAGAAAGUUCAUCGGACCAGAUUCCUGGGCAAGAUGAAGAUGGCAAAGAUUCUGAAGAUGACAACAAAACCAAUGGCGGAAUCACUGAUAUAAACGAUGACAUAACAAAAGAUCACCUUCAAGAGUACAAGAAGUUGAAAAACAAUUAUGACAUUUUAAAAGCGCUUGUGGGUAAAGGAUUUGUCGAAGAAAUACCGGAACUCAAUGAAGCGAAAGUUAUUGAAGAUUACAAUGACAUUGAUGAACAUGAUUUAAAAGGAUUAGUUGAAGAGGAGAAGAACAUUGCAACGGACAUUAAGUCAAUAGAGAAACAAAUAGCCACUCUUAAAAGCAUGAGUGACCCGAAUGUAAGAGAAGCAGAGAAAAAAUUAAACGAGAAAGAACUAGGUGUUUUGAAUGAGUUAGAAAAAAUAAGGCAUGCUCUACAAAAUGAAGAAGAGAAAGAUUUUAUUGAACAUCUCAAAAAGGAAAAAGACGAAGUAGACAAAAAGUUAAAGGAAAUAGAAAAAGAGUUUGAAGAAAAUAUGAAUGAAAUCGGUGAUGAAGAGAAAGUGCUUCUUGACAUGACGUCCAAGAAGUUAGAUUUAGAGAGUGAAGUUGCCAAGAAAGCAAAUGAGCUUGACAAAAAUCACAAGAAGUUCAGGGAGCUCCAAGAAAAAACCGAUGAUCGAAAUCUAGAAGAAGAUAUUGCAAACUUUAAAAAACAAAAUGCCGCUCUUCAAGAUUUACUACAAAUUUGUUUUUCAAAGCAUAACACCACUGAUCAAGAUCCCACCAAUGAUUUAUUGGAUGAUGUCAAUGUGCAGGCCCCUCCAUCAUUACAGUUCAACAAAGUUGAUAAACCCGAAGAAACAAUGUCCGAUUACAUUGGAAACAUUUUGAAUAAUCAUACCUGGAAUCCAAAAGCAAGAGCUAUUUUGAAAGAAAUGUAUGACAAGGACCGAAGUGCAGCCAUGGCAGCCAAGAAGUUGAAACAAGCACAACGUGAUAGAGACAGGCUCAACAGAAUGGCUCAAGACCAAGUUGAUAGAUUAAAACCCUUUCUGAAAAAGCAAGAAAGAUUGCAAGAUGCACUUGGUAAAGACAUCGAUCAAUCCAUCACAAGAACAACUAUUUCUAACGACUUUGCACCAUCACGAGAUGAAGACAAUCAAAUCAAAGCUGGCGAAGUGCAAGAACAGGAACAAACCCCUCCUUAUUACAAGGAUAAGGGAACAAAAGAAGGCAGAGAGUAUGACGAAAGUAAUCCACAAGAGAGUUCUGACUAUACAAACCUUAAUAUAGAUUCAAUUGCGAAAGAAUGCAAUGAUAUCAAAGAAAAGCUCAGCAAUGUAAAUAAUGAAAUCGAGGCGCUUACGAAUAAAGCCUUGCAAAGAAAUUAUGAUCCGAGAAAUAAAUCUCUAUCAGGCCACAUUCAAGAAUUGGAGGACAAAGCUGCAGAAAUUUGUGUUCAAAUAGACAAAAUAAAAGCCGAUGGUUUAGGUGGGGAAGCAGAUCAUGACGCCCUUUACAAAAUUCUUAAAGAGAAAGCCGCACACGAAUUCGAUUGUUCAGAAUUACUGUCGAUCUUACCAGAAGGUUUUCAGUAUUUACCAGAAGACAUCGAAAGCCUGUUUGGACUAGCUUGCUUGAAAGAUGAUCUUGAAAAAGAAUUAAAUGAUCUUGAGAAAUCCAUUGACGAGGAAGAAACAUUCUACCAAAUAGCAAGAAAGUAUAAGAGAGAAGAAACCUCAGAAGAAUGCCACCCCAAAUUUCAGGAAAUUGUACAGAAAAAGAACAAUAGUUUGAAGGAGCUAACUGAAAUUUCAAAGGAGAUAGCAGACGUCUUACAAAAAGAGAUAGCAUCGCAAGAGGUAGAGAAUGCAAUGAAAAAGAAAAUAGAGCUUGAGCAACUUGUGGAUGAAACACAAGGCGAGAUCGAGCAAGAACCCUUGCGAGCUGCUGAUAGGAUUAAUAACUUAAUCAAGCUUAAACAUCAAAAAGAGUAUGAUUUGGCCCAAACGACAAAUAGACUAAAAGAAUCAAAAGAAAAAGUAGACCUGGGUGGCGUUCCGACUUCAGUUUCUUCUGCAAUCUCCUCAAAAUGCAACGAUGUAAAAGACAGUACGACGGACAAGUACAUAAGAGAUCUGGAAAAUAACAUCGAAGAAACUGCCUCUGAGAUCAUAAAUUUAAAUCAGCAAUGCAUGAAUACCGAGUGUGAAGAAGAUAAGCUCGCACAGUUAUUUGAGAAGCACAAACCAUCAUUGAGAACAGACACAAAAGCUGUCAACGACGAUGUUCUUCCACUUCCGUCCGUUCUUGAUGACUUGCAAAGUGUGAAAAGGGAUAUCAAAGAAUUAGAAUCUAAAUUGGAUAACAAGAAAAACUCGCUUAGUGAAGAUAAAAUUGAGCAGUUGCAAAAUCUCGAAAUGUUGAUAAAGGCAAACCACAACAGUGCGAAGGAAGAAGAACUAUUCAGUAAAUUAAGCGAUCUUGAUAAAAAUAAAAAAGAGCUGCAAAAGAUUCUAAAAGACAGCAAAUUAAAAUUGGACUUAUUAAGCGUCACAAAAGUGGUCCAAGAAAAGGAGAAAGACAUAAAGCGUCUUAAGGAUAAUAUUGAGYUCUUGGAUGUUUCUUUAGCAAACAUCAUGGACGACGUCAAUAAUAACGCGCAUGACGAAGCAGACUUCGAAAACACGAUAAAAGAAGUUUUAGCCGAAGCACAGACAAAACUUGAACAAGCUGAAAAAGAAAAUGAAACGAACAACCAAAUACGCCAAAAUGCAGAAAAUGAACUAAAGGAUGCAAUAAGUAGUUUAGAAGAUGAGCUUGAAGAAAACAGGGAGGAGCUAGAGUUUCUAGAAAAUGAACUGGAGGAUAAAGACAUACGCCCAGAGGAAGACAACAGCUCCUUAUCACCAGAACUUCUUCACAUGAUCGCUCUCCUUAAUAAAAAGAAAAGCCUUGAGGACUAUCUCUUUGAAAUCGAUACAAAGCUCAGCUCUGUUGACAGCAACAAAGAGCCCAUGGAACAUGCUGAAAUUGACUCUCUACGAGCCAAGAAAUGCGAAGCAGAAAAUCAAUUGUCAAAGAUCCAAGAGGAAAAAUCCAAGUUUGAAGUAAAACUUCCAGACGAUGAAAUACAAGAAACCUUUGAUGCCUUAUGCGACGAAAAAAAACAGCUUGAAGACCAGAGGAAAGACGUGAUGCAGAAGAUUCGCAACGGAAAGAACUUCAGUAGAAUUUCUUUUGACACGGAGGAUGAAAAGAAACCAAGCGAUGAAGACAAAAAGUACUUUAUCCAUGCACUGAACGAAAUGAUUGCUGGUCCAAAAACCCUCAUUCAACUAGCUGAAGAGAACGACAGAUUAAAAGAUAUAGCUUUCAAUCAACGAUCUCAGAUAGAGGAUGUUAAUGAUCGUUUGACUGCAUCUCUCGGUGAUCAGCUUUCGAAGGCGGUAUUAUCGUUGGAUUGUGGCAAAGUGCAAGAUAGUAAUAUACCAAUUAUUGAUAGAAUCAACGAUGGGCAAAAGAUGGGUGAUAUUGUCAAAGAUCUAAGUAAUGAAAACAAAAAUCUAAGAAAUAUCAACGAUGAACUUUUAAAAGACCUGGAAUGCCUCAAAAAUAGCAUAGGCCAGAAUCUCGCGGAUUUUCUAAUCAGUCCCGAAGACUGCUUGAGCGAUUCCUUGGGACCUAUACAAUAUGUCCUUGAGACAGAAUGCACCAUACAAGAAAUCUUAGAAGAGCUGAAAAAUGACAUUGAAAGAGCAAAAGAAGCACUGGGUAAGAAUAUAGCAGACUUCAUAAUGUCUCCGGCUUCAGACAAUCGCUUGAGUGUUGAAUUUAGCGACGUCCCACAAGCUUUGACAAUUAUGAAAGACAAUGACGACGAUCUUGAAUCAGUAAUCGUAGCAUAUGAAGAUGAACUUCAGCAUCUUGGGAAAGAAAACUACGCUUUGAAAAGCAUGUUGGGUAACGAUCUUUCAAAGGCAUUAUUGCAGAUCGGUUCAGAAAGCAAACAUGAUUUCAAGCCCAACGCAAUCCUCUCAAGUAGAAAACAACCAAUUUCAGAAGGAACAGAAAAGAUACAUGGCCAAUACAAUUCAGAAGAAUUCCAGGAACAAGAGCUAGCUAAGAAAAGAUAUGAUGAGCCAUCACGAUUUACAAAGUCUAAAAAAGAUGGAGAAAGAGAAUGUGGGGAUAGCAUCAACAGCGAUAGCAUAUCAAAGGAUUCUAUUGGAGAACUUGAAAACCAGAUAGAAAAACACCCUAAGGACAAAAACGUAGACUUCAAGGCACCUGAGAUAAAAUACAAGAAAGAUGAACAAGAAAAAGAGAAGCUUCCACUUUUCCAUUCAAGAACAGAUUCGAGUCAAAAGUCCAUAGAUGACAAGGAAGAAUGGAAGCCAGUCAGUAAGCCCGAUUGUGCACACAACAAACAACACGCUAGCACUCUCCAGGAAACCGACAAGGAGAUUGUGGUAAGAGAAGAAGUAAAUACGGAAUGGAGUCCUAGAAUUACAAAUCCAAAGGUUGAUAAUCAGUUGUUAACAAAAUGUGGAAUUGAAGCACCUAUUCGUAUGACCGAGAAUGGUAUGUCAUUAGGAGAAAUAAUAAAAGGAUAUGAAAACGAUUUGGAGACUCUUAAGUCAAGAUUGGGUCCCGGAUUAUAUGAAUCCAUACUUGGUGCUUGUAAGCCAAACACCCUUCAGAAGUCUGUCUUUGGUAUUGCUCCUGAGGAAAAACUACAGUCUGCACGCGAAGCAAAAGGGAAAGAGUCACAAGACGUUCAAGGGGAAAAUAGCAACAAAAUAAAACCAGCAGUUUCAAAUGUACUUGAAAGUCAGAAUGUUUUGCAAGACGGGGAGGACUCACAAGAAUCUCUUGAUAUUAAGAUCAAAGAAGACAUUGGUAAAGGCUUCAAAGAUAUAAAGGACAAAGAAUGCCUUAAGCAGCUGACAGAGGUUGAAAAACAUCCAGACUCUAGAAUGUACAGCUAUAGCCUUUUAGAAACGCCACAACAUAAAAUGAGAGAUAUGGACAUUACCCUGGAAGAUGUACUCGCAGAAUAUGAAGAUAAGCUCGAGCUUCUUGGAAGAGAAAAUAACGCUUUAAAAAGCAUGUUGGGUAAUGAGCUUGCGCAGGCAUUGCUAGAACAAAACAGGGAGAGUGAAAAAGACUUAAAGCCCAUGUUAGGCAAAACAAGUGACAACAAUAUUAAUAAAACAAAAGUAGAUUUUAAAGAACCAGUGUCGACGAGUAAUGGGGGUAAUGAGCCAAUUGAGGAAACACUUCCACUCUCUGUAAGAUUGAAGCCAAAAAGAAUGUCCAAAAAAGACAAUGUCGAAACUAACCAGUACAAGCUUAGUGCGUGUGAUGAUGAACAUGGUAUAGUAACUGAAAGUGACUUCCCGGAAAGUGCUAAAACUGAAAAAGGGGUGGUAAACAUUUCAGACAAACUUCUUAUUCCAGACGAGGAAAAUCCGUUGCUGGAGCAAUGUAAACUAAAGGCACCCAUUCGGAUAGCUAAGGACAAGUUGACAUUAGGAGAUAUACUAAAGGAAUAUGAAAGCGAUUUGGAUACGAUAAAGUUACAACUGGGUCCAGGACUUUAUGAUUGUGUACUAGAUGUUGGUAAAGUACUUGAGGGUACAACUCUUUCCACAGAGAAUAAAAACGAAAGGCCACCAGAGAAAGAAGAUAAAGAUAUGUUGCAGUCAAAUGAAUAUAAUGAAAUAUCAGGAGUUCAGAGAGAAAGUGAGGGUCAAGAUCUUUUGAAUCACAGAAAGAGUGGUCAAAAAUUACUUGAUGUCGAUGUUAAUGAUGUUUUCCCUGAUGCUCAGAGCAAAGGAUUUGUUGUAAAACCCGAAGGGUCUCAUGUACUCCCAGACGCAAGCAAUGCCAGUGAAGACGUAAUUGUAAAAUCUCCUAGACAGAAAAUGAUGGAUGACGAUAUGACACUUGAAGACGUCAUCAAGGAGUACACAGGAGAUCUGAAAACUUUAAAAACACAAAUUGGGCCAGAGCUGUAUAAGUCUUUAUUAGAUACAUCUAGACGAGAUGAUGAACUUGAUAAAAAAGAUCAGUUUAUCAAAAAUAAGCCAACUAUUGACACUGGGAAUUUUGAAGACAAUGGACAUGCUCUCGAGAAGGAAAUGUUUUCCAAAACAUCUACUUCACCUCCAAAAACAAAUAGAGAUGACGACCUAUCUAAAACUGGAACGGAAUCUUCUACAGUCGAGGAUAUCAAGACACAAAAUGUUAAAGUGCCAUAUGAAAAGAUAGCCAGUAAACAAAGCGAAAGAGUUGCAGAUCAACAACGACGUGAAAGCUCAUUAGAGCCAGGAGAGAUUACAUUGGAUAACGUCAAAUUGUACGGUAGCGGAGAAGUAAAAAAAGGUGAUUCUGAUGAAACGGGUUCAUUGGAAUCUGGUGAAAUUAUUGAUCUAGACGUCAAUAUUGAUAUUAGCCUUCAAAGUGACGGAGAUAUGCUAGCUCCACUUCAAAUGAAACAGCAGAAUAAAACUUUACAAGAAGUGGUUAAAGGUUAUGAACAUGACUUGAAAACUCUCAAGGCGAAAUUGGGACCAGAACUUUUCAAAGGCAUCGUUGACACUAAACGUUCGGCUUCUAAGCCGCAAUCAGAUUACAAAACUGAUCUUCAGAUUUCGAAAGACAUUCCUUGUGAUGGAGAGGGACAGUUUCGUCCAAAUGAUAUCAAAGAGAUUCCUUUCAGGGACAAACAAUUUGAAAAACGUUCUCAUGGUGCUACAUUAAUUGAGCAAGUAACACCAGAAGAGAAGAGACGCCCUAUCAGUUCUAAAGAAAUACCUCUUAACGAAAAAGCUAAGCCAUCUUUACGUGGAACUAAUGAAAUUUCUGAAGACACAGUUCACCAAGACAAACGCAGUUAUUCGGAGCCCAGCACUGAACACAUUAAACCAAGUUUUGAUUACACAAUGGUUGAUAGACUUGAAUAUGAUGCAAAAACUCUUGGGCAAAGCGCACCUUUGAACGUUUUGGAUUCAGUUGAAAAACCGGAAGGAAACAUGCAAGAAAGUCUUCAAGGGAUCAACAUACCAACUGCAGGACCAUCAUCAGAAGCGGAUGAAAAAAGUUUCCCUAGUCCUAUUAGAGCAAUAGAAGUUGUAAAACAACCAGACAAAACUCUACAGGACAUAAUUGAACAAUACGAACACGACCUCGAUAUUCUGAAAUCGAAACUAGGACCAAAUCUAGCGAAAGCAGUUGUAGACUCAGAAAGUAAGAAAUAUAAAAAGGGAAAUGAUGAAAAUCAACCACCCGACGUCAAAAUUUGUGAUCAAGGACCGGUCUCUUAUGAUAUCUUGUCGGAAGAUAAACAAAGGAGUAAAAAAGAAACCCGCGAGGAAAAGGGCAUUUUAGAAGUCAACUCAAAUGAGCAAAUUGACUAUUGUGAAGAAAAGAAUAUAGAUGUCAAGAGAAAAUCUGUCACACAAGGGAUGCCGGAAAGCAAUCUAAAGAUCAUAAAGCAAGAUGACACGGUCCAUACAAUAGAAAUGUUAGAUGACAUGACAUUGGAGGAUAUCAUCAUUAAUUUAGAAAAUGAAUUGGAUUGUUUGAAAUCAAAACUGGGUGCUGACUUGACAAAACUUCUAUUGGAGGAUAGUGAUAAAAACAAACUUAAAAUUCCGGGAAAAAAAGUUGCAGAUAGCAAAGAAAAAACGAUGUCCUCUGAAGUCCUUGACGAGCAAAACAUGCACCCUGAACCAACUUUAUUAGAAUCAAAUUUAGGAGAAAAAGCCCAAAGAAAGUACUCGCAGGAACCAACUCAAGAAUUAGAGAACAAUAAAGGUAAUGCACAAGAAAACAUUGGAUCCGGUUCCCAUGAGAAACCAAUUAUGGCUAAAGGCAAUGUCGUAGAAGGUGAGAGAAGGGGAAUAGACGAUGAAGAAGAUAAAAGGCCACUAAAAUAUGCAAAUGAUCAGAGGGGAGAGAGUAUUAAUGAAGUAGCAGCUUGUUUUGAAGACAUUCAAUCGAAAGAAGCGGAUACUAAGCAACACCAAAAAGAUUGCAUGUCAGUUAAACGUUUAUUAGCGACCGACCUCAUGAAACAGCAGAGCACUCCACUUCAAGAAAUAAUUCAGGAAUACGAAAAUGAUCUGUCAGUUCUAAAGAAUGCACUUGGAUCCACAUUAUCAGAUAUGAUUCUUAAGAAAAAUGAGGUAACUGAACAAAUACAAGAUGAAAUUUUACAAACAAGUGGAUAUGAAGAAAAAGAGGGCGACCUUUCAAUUUCUGAACAGAGUGAUGAAUCUAAAAGGAAUACUAAGCCACCUAUUGAGUCCUCCUUAAGUACCGAAACAAUAAUUCGUGAUUUUACAACACCUGAUCAAACGGAAAAGCUGAAAGAUACCCAAAAAUAUAUAGAGAAAGCACAGUUAGCUGACGGUACAGAUAAAUCGAAAGCGGAAAGGAGUGGAAAGUUGUUGGAUGAGGUAAAAGGCAAAGAAGACGAAAAAAUUGCUCCUACAGAUAGUGAUGGCAAUGUACAGAAGACGGGGAAACUCAUCAACGAGCCAACUCAACAUGGUUCAGAUUCAUUACAAAACGCGCUAUUGCCUUAUAUUACCGGGAAUGGUAAGGUUACGAUUGAAAACAUUAUAGAAGACUUGACUGACGAUCUAACAACUCUCAAUAAAAAACUUGGACCAGACUUGACUCAGAGUCUGCUCGCCAUGAGGACUGAUCCAAGCGCAGCAUUACCUGAUUCUCAACGCGCUGAAGUCAGUGCAUCCCACGAAUAUAGUGAAGGUAAUAAUGAAGACGAAUCGGAACUCGAUAAAUCAACGACAGAACCAUUAACGGAGGUUGAUGACAAAAUGGAUAUCAUGCAUCUUAAAGCGACAGAAUUUCUUAGAAAACCAGACAAAACUCUACAGGGUAUCAUUGAACAGUAUGAAAACGAACUCGAGAUUAUAAAAUCUAAACUAGGACCAAAUCUAACAAAUGCGGUUUUGAACUCUGCUAGCACAGAAUAUGAAAAAGACAGUGAUGAAAUUUGUAAUCAAGUCCCAGAGCUUUGUGAUAUUAUGGAAAAAGAUAAGCAAGGAGACAAAAAAUACAUCCAGAAAGGAAAACACAUUCUAGACAAGAAACCAGAAAAACAAAUUGACAAUUCUGAAGAAAGUGAUAAUAGAAUACCAUUCACACAAGACAUGCCAGAAUCAAGUCUGAAGAUCAAAAGUUCAGAUAGCAUAGAUAAUACAAUGGAAAGGUUAGAGGAUAUGACAUUGGAGGAUAUCAUAAGUGAUUUAGAAAUUGAAUUGAGUUGUUUGAAGUCGAAACUUGGUCCUGACUUAACUCAACUUCUACUGGACGACAGUGAUGACAAAAAAGGUAAAAUUCUGGAAAAACCUGAUGUAACACAGGAUAAAGUUUUUGAAGUGACAUCAUCUGAAGUCUUAGAUCAGAAAGACAAGCGCACUAAAUCGUUUGUACUUGAAUCGGACUUAGGAGAAGACGACCAGCAAAAAUAUUCACAGAAAAUAAUUCAAGAAUUAGAAUUAGAAGACAACAACUUCCAGAGAAAUCUUCCACAGCAGUUUUAUUCAGGUUCGCCGCCUAAAGAAAGCAAUUUACAAAGAAACUUGGGAUAUCAGUUCCGAGAGCAGUGCUCCAUGGACCAAGACAAUAAUGCAGAGCAAAGGCGAAAAGAAUAUAAAGAUGAGGCUAUGCAAAUUAAAUCUGAAGAUAACAAAACUCGAGAGGACCACGAUGAUACAUUAACUUAUGACAUAGGUACUCCUUCAAAAGACAGAGAUAUCAAGCAAAGGCUGAAAGAUGAUGUACAAGUUAGUCCUAUAUUAGCAACUGAACUGAUGAAACAGCACAACUUUCCACUUCAAGACGUAAUUCAGAAUUACGAGAAUGAUCUUUCAGUUCUAACGAAUGCCCUAGGACCAACUUUAUGUGAUAUGAUACUCAAGAAACAUCAACCUAAUGGAGAAACACACGGUAGAGUUACAGACACAGGUAAAGAUGACGGAAAAGAGGAUGAAGCCAAGAUGAAAGCAACACCAUCUAUUGAGCCUUCCUUAGAUACUACAAAAUUACUGCUUGAAGCAACAGACCCUAUUCCAGUUGACAAAAGCAAAAAAGAGAAAGCGCAUUUGGAUGACAACAAAGAUGAAGCUAAAGCAGAAAAGAAAGGGCAGUUGUUGGAUGAGGUGAAUGUAGAAAAAGACGCACAAAUUACUCCUACAAAUGGUGAUGACCGUGUCGAGAAUGAGGGAGAAGCCAUUAAUGAGCAAGCAAAACAUAGGUCAGACAUAUUGCAUAAAACGCUAUUGCCGUAUUUUACUGGGGAUGGUGACACGAAAAUUGAAAAUAUCAUACAAGAUUUGAGUGACGAUCUAAGAGCUCUCAAUGAAAAACUUGGUCCAAACUUGACACAAAUCCUUCUCUCUAUGAGCAACGAGCCAAGCAAAUCACCAGACACUCGAAGUACUAUUGUCACCUUAUCUCAAGAAGACAAUGAAGGAAACAAUGAAGAAAUCUAUAUUGAAGCAGAAGCCAAUAGUUAUGAAGGAAAGAUUCAGGGAUCAGACAAUGGGUCUCAAGUCAACGAUAAAUCCAGCAAAGAAAAGAAAGCUAUCGAAAGCUUAUCACAGAUAAAAAUAGAAGAUAAAUCAGAGGAAGCAGAAGCCAUUGAUCUUGAAGCUCUUGCUCAUAUAUCAGAAAAGGAUCAGACCCUCGAAGAAAUAAUAAAAAGAUAUGAAGAUGCGCUUGAUAGGUACGAGUCCGCAUUAGGACCUCAUCUUUCGUAUGCAAUAUUAUCGUCUGAGCAGCUGCUUGGCACUGAAAACGAAGAGAAAAGGAAAGGACACCUAAAGUGUGAUGAUAAUAUUGAAGAGGACAAACCCGUUAAAGAAGAAAAAGUAGAUAAGCUUGAGGAGAGCCAUGAACAUGCAAUGGACGAAGACGAAGACGUCACCUCCUCUGAAAGUCCUCACAAUUUCACUUCAAAGGAUGAGGGCCACUGGAGAAAAUUUGUGUUUACCAAGGUUAAGGAUGAAGAAUUUCCUUUAGAAGACAAAAAUCUCAAAGAACCAAUAACGUUCUUAAACGAAGGCAAGACACUUGAAGACAUGUUAUCUGAUUAUGAAAAUGAACGCGAAAUGUUUAGAUCACUUCAAAGUGGCGGUGGAAUUCCGCUUUCUUUGAAUGACAUUACAGAAACUUACAAGAAAGAAAUAGAAGAGCUGGAAAGUAAGAAUGAUAAGAUGCACAAAGAUUUGAACGCAUUAAAUGAAAAACUAGGCCCUAUAUUGUUCAAUAGGCUUAGAGAACAUCAGAAAUCUGACGAAGGAAACUACGAUGUAUCACUUGAAGUAAAUGAAAAAGGACUGGAGAGUGACACUAAACUUCCAUUGGUAUCUGACACCUUAGAGAUAGAAAAAGAUGAGAAAGGGGCAACUACGAAGAUAGAUGAGCAAUCCGAUGAAAUAGAAAAAGCUCUGGAUAAGUCAAUAAAACUAAUAACUCAAGGCAAAACAGUACAAGACAUAUUAAUUGAGGGCGAAAAAGAGCGAAACAUCCUUGGUUCUAUACAAAGCAAAGAUGGAGUACCAAUUUCAAUCGAUGAUAUUAAAGAAGCUUAUAAGAAGGAAAUCGAACAAUUAGAGGGAGUAAAUGCUAUAGUUAAUACCGAAUUAACCAUUUUAGAUGCUAAACUCGGGACAAAAUUGUCUAAUCAGCUGAAGGGGAGACCAAGGGGUACCCCAAUGAUAGACCAAGCGGGAAUUAAUAUACCAGAGAGUCAAAAUGUUAGAGAUACAGAAGCUGCUACUUCAACAGAGAAAACUAUCGAUGUGUCCACGAGUGAAAGGACAGUUCCGCUUGACGUGAACUUAGUAAAAUAUGAGAAUACGAUUGAAAGUUUACAAAAAGGAGAAAAACAAAUUGGGAAAGAUCAAGAAGAGGAAAGAGAGAAAGCAGAAGGGAAAUAUAUUGAACAUUCGUCAUUGGAAGCUCCGAUUAUUAUGGAACAGCUUGACCAGACACUAGAAGAAGUAAUUGCUGAUUACGAAACACAACUUAAAGAAAUGUUGACAAAUCAAGAACAACUGAAAACAGAACUUGAUACCUUAGAACUGAGCAUCGGACCAAAACUUUUUAAAGAACUUUGUGAGUUGAAUAUACAGGAGGUGGACGAUAACAGGAAAACAGUGAAGAUAGAAGAUGAAAAGCUAAUUGAAUAUGAACCACAGCCGAAGCAAGAUAUUCAUGAUAAAGAUGCCGAUAAUGUCAAAAUAAAACACGAAAAGUCUGAUUUUGAAGCAAUCAACAAGAUGGCAGAAGAGGAUAAGCCAUUAUCAAGCGUACUAGAUGAUUACCAGGGUAAAUGUCAUUUCUUUGAAAGAGAAAACGCUUCAUUGAAAAAUGCCUUAAGCGGCUUAUCUGGUGAUCUCGACGUUGGACAACUUAUCUCAAAAUAUGAAAACAAGAUUCAAACGCUUGAAAAUGCCAACAAGGAAGCACAGAAGGAAUUUGAGAACAAGCACAAUGAGUUACAAACUGAAAUUGACGACCUAAAGGAUACUUUGGAAAAACUUGCACAAACACUCCGCCAAGAUUUCUUGGACGAUCUCAUGAAACAGCAAGAUAGCGAAAAUCGCAUUCAAGCUCUUCAGAAGAUGGAAAAAGAAAACAAGACUCUUGCCGAAGUUGUUGAAGAAUAUGAAGAUAAUAUGAAAAGGCUUGAGAAAGAAAAAGCCGUCUUGGAGCAGCUAGCAGGUCAAGGUGAUGAUGGUGUCUCGAUGCUGGACAGGAUGAAUGACUAUGAAGAUUCCAUUCAAAAUCUAAAAGAUGUUAAUAAGAUGCUUAACAAACGCCUUGAUGAAUUUAGUGGAAAACUAGGGCCUAAACUGACAGACGAGUUAAUAAAACUUUCUUUGAUAACGGACAAAGAAAGUGAAAAAUUGAAAGAUGACGAGUUCAAAGACUGGUUUCCUGCUGUUAAGAGAAUGAAAAAAAGCAAUGAUACUUUAGAAGAGGUUUUGGCAUGCUAUGAGAGCAAAGAAUCACCAAGUCCUAAUGACGUCAUCUCAAAAUUGAAGGAAAAAAUAGGAGAGCAUUUUAUUGACGACAUCAAUGAUCUUGAUAACCAAAGUAUUGAGGAGCUUAUUAAAAAAGACAAGAGACCAAUUGCGCUAUUGAUAAUGAAAAAACGCAACGAAAAUCUUGGGAAUGUCAUAAAACAAUAUGAAGACUAUCUUCUGAAGUAUGGUGUUCUCGAUUCUCUACAGGGAGAAUCGCUGGCAUCAGAGCUCGAAGACGCAUUUGAAGAAAGCAUUGCAGUUGAUGUUCAAAACGAACCGCUACUCAGUGAAAUUAAAAGUGACACUUUGGCUUCGGGAUAUGAUACUUUGUUUGGAGAAAGUUUUAAUCUUACCGGCGAGAUGCCGGAUGAUAGUCAGCUCAAAGAUGGCAAUGCAGACGACUGCAAAGACAUUCAACUACAGAAGCUUCAAAAGCAACUUGAAGAGGAAAAGGAACUUAAAGAAAAGUACCAAAGAGAUGUCGAAGAACUUCUUAAUGACAUAGUUCAACUUAAACUAAAAAAUGCAAGUGAUGACGAGGAUAAAGAGGAAAUUGAAAGGCAGAUUAAAGAAGAGCACAAAACUAAACAACAAUACCAAGAACUAAAGCAUGAAUUAGCUAAUGUCAGGAAGAGCAACAAUGAAUUGCAAAAAAGCAAUGACGAUUUAACAAAUGAAACGAAAACCAUGGAAAACCAAAUUAGGAAGCUCGAAAAUAAACUUUCAGAUUUGGCAAAGACAAACGAAGAAUUAGAAAAAGUAAUUGAAAACUUAAAGAACCAACUCAAAGAAAAUGUAGAUAACCUGAAAACAGAGAAGGGGCUUGAUGAAGACACAGACCAAAAGAAAAAAGACACAAUCAAAGACCUACUUGAGGCUAAAGAAGGGGCCGAGUUGAAACUUCAAGAACAAUUGAUCUUAUACCGUGACUUAGAAGAAAAGUUAAAGGUGAUCGAGGAAGGGCUGGACAAUGAUGAAGGUGGAGCUGAAACAUUGAAACAGAUCAAAAUCAGGAAUGAAGCACUUAAACAGCAGUUGGAUCACGCUGAAGAAUCCAUGAAGGAAGCAUUAGAAAAAUACAAAGAACAGAUCAGAGAUCUUGAAAUCGAACAGGCAAAAACAGAGGAAGAGAAAAAACGCGAAUUGGAAAUAUUAAACAACAAGCUGGAGCUCGAAAAGAGGGCUUACGAAAAACUUAAAGAAGAAUACAGUGAUAAUCUUAAAAAAGAAAAAGACAAAAUCCAAGAGGAUUUUGACAAUGAACUCGAGAGGGAGAAACGACGAUCAAGGAAGGACUUAGAGGAGCAAAUGGAAGAUUUAGAAAGAUUGAAGAAAAAACACGAACAAGAGUUAGAUGACCUAAAUGAAAAAUCAAAGAAAGAGAAAGGUGAUUUGACGAAUUUAUUUGAGGAAGAAAAACAACAACUUCAAAGAGAGCUUGACGACAAGGUACGAAAAGAGAAGGAAGAUCACGAAAAAGAGUUAAAAACAAUGAGACAGGUAUUGGAAGACAGAAUGAUAGCUGAAAAAGCUGAGCUAAACGUUCGAUUUAACCAAGAAAAGACCGAAUUGCAAGUACAAAUCGAAAAAGACGUUUAUGGCGAGGAAAUACAGAAAAAUAUUGAUCUUGAAAACAACUUUCAAGGAACCUUAAAUCAGGUUUUACAAGAUCAUGCAAGUGAGAUUGAAAACAUCGAUCGCGAAAUGAAACAAGCCGACGAAUACUUCAAAGAACAAAAAUACAAGCUAUUAGAGGAAUUUGAAAAGGAACGAGAAAAAGAAAAACAGGAGCAACAAAAACUUCGAUUUGAGAUGGAAUCAAACAUUGAGAAUAUGUUAAAAGAAAUCAUAAAACUAAAACAUCAACGAAAAGAAAUGAGGCAUCAACAUCGGUUAGAAAAGCAAACAAUGGAGGAACUUUUUGACAAAGAAAGAAACGAAAUUCAGGAAAGUAUUGAGCAAAGUAAGAAUGAAUUGCUCUCCAAGUUAAAAGAAGAACAUGCAAAAGAGCUUAGCCAUGAAAGAGAAAAUUAUGAAGAAAUGUUAAAUGAAAUGAAGGAGGCCCUUGAAAAAUCCGAGGCAAAGCGAAAAGAGCUUGAAGACAAGUUGCAUAAUGAGGAACUUAAAGUCGAAGAGAGCAAGUUGAAUAAUGCUCAAGCCAGACCAUUGAGCCCAGAAGUGCAAAAGGAAAUAAAGGUCAUAAAAAGAAAAUUUGAGGUUGAGUACGAACAGAAACUAAGCAUCGAGAAGCAACGAUUUGAGGAAACUCUUCAAGGUUUACGAAAAGAAGUUGGUACACUACAAGAAAAGAGGAAGAUAAUUCAAGAAAGAGUAUACAAUCAAGAGGGUGGUUACGCAGCAGAAAAACAUGUCAUCGAAAAAAGUAUAGCAAACUACAAAAUGGAGGUUUUGGCAAAAUUAGAGGGAGAAAUGGCUCAAAGAAUGAGUCGCGAAAGAAAACCGUUAGAAGAAGAAAUAAAGGAGCUACAAACCGAAAAUGAAGAACUUAAACGACAAAGGUGGGAGAUGAAGAUUCAAUUCAGAAGAGAAAAGGCUACUAUCGAAGAGAAAUAUGAAAAAGAAAAAGAAGCAAUGGAACAUAAUUUUAGCACGGAAAGGGAGGAGAUGCGCAAGCGUCUAGAAGCAACUAUACAAAAACAAGACAAAAUAAAUAAGACCAAUGCCACGGCUUUGCAUGGGGAAACCCUUUCGAGCCCUCGCAUUGAUAACACAGUUCGUAUGCUGCAGCAAGAAAACCUAUCUCUUGUGACUCAAAAUGCAAGGCUUGAAGCAGACGUAGAAAAACUCAGUGAGAAGCUUGAGUCAAUAGAAGGAAACUUUAAAGAGAUGAUCGAAUACGAAAAGAGCAAGGCAGAAAGAGUUGGCAAAAUCCGAGACGAAAUGCCAAAGACGGCAUUAUUUAAAGAUAUACCUGGACGACCAGCACCAGAAUACCAGCCGUCAGCAAGUUCGCAAGACGACGCAAUGUUCCACAGGCUACAGGAGCAAGAUCAUCAGAUCCACCAGCUUCUAGAAACAAAGAAAUAUUAUGAAUCAGUUUUAGGCGAGCUGUGUGACGAGGCUGGCCUGUUUGAAUUAGAUCGCAAUGAAGUAGUAUAAGCAUUUAAGAUAUUUUAGUCUGCUACCUUAACGCCACUAACAUUUAUAUUAAGAGUGGCUUAAGAACUAAAUUAGAUUGUGUUUCAAAUGCACACUUAAAAGCAGAUUUUUGUAUACUGUCAAAAUGAAGAAUUUUAAAUACGGCAAAUAUUUAGCUUAAAAAACAGAGCUUGCUUUAUAUAGUUCUAUGGCGCCAAAAGUACUACUAUAGUACUUCACACAAAACGAGUAGUGCGUGCAUAGAGUUUGUAAGAUGCCUUUAAAAAAUUUAAAACAAAAGUACAAGAGGAAAUAAGAAUUUCAUUUACUACAAUGGAUAGGCUCGCUACGUAUUUAUCAGUAUGGAUUCAGCGCCGUUGACUUAAUUUGCGCAAAAUAUAAAAACCGUGCAGAGUGCAGCAAAAUGCUAGUAUGCAUACUUUGUACAGAAAGUAAGCUUUAUAAUCACAAUUGUGGUGUACACUCAAUCAGACAUUUACACAAGAUUUAUAUUAUGAUAUAUGCAUCAAUUAAUUUUAUAGAUAAGAGGUAAUUUUGUAGAGAAAAAAUAUCGAGUAAGUAAGAAAUACAUAAUCAGUCCAAUUGUCUACCAUUUUGUAAGCACGAUUUUUAAAGUUCUGAUAAGAUUGCCCUUUCAAUCUGCAUUCGUAAAUUGUAGUGAAAUAUGAGUUUACAUUCAUAAGCAAAGCAAUAAAAAAUAUAACCGAUUCAAAAACGA